AUGUCUACGGCGGAAGAACAGCAAAUAUCCAUCGACGACGUUUCGGAAGAAUUACUGGGCCACAAACGCGACUUUGACGAAAAAAUGGCCGAGGUCACGACAUUGGCGGGGGCCGAAGCCUUGCGACGAGAAUAUCUCGGUAAAAAGGGGCCCAUCAACAAGGUCAUGGGGUACAUGAGAGUCCUCAGCAAUGAAGAUAAACCCAAGUUGGGGGCCGUCGUCAACGAAGUCAAAUCACAGGUCGAAGCCACCGUGGCAGAACGCAUGCAGAAAUUGGAAUUUGCCGAUAUCGAAGAACAGAUGAAACUGGAACGAAUCGAUGUCACCAAACCGGGUCUCAUAAACUCGCAAGAUAUCGGAAGACGUCAUCCACUCGGCAUGACCCUGGAAAAGGCACUCGAUAUAUUUACCAAACUAGGAUACGAUACCGUCACGGGAUGCAAAGACUCGCCCGAAAUUGAAACCGAUUAUUACUGCUUUGAAGCACUCAAUUGUCCCAAAGAUCAUCCCGCUCGAGAUAUGCAAGAUACCUUUUAUCUGACCAAGGAUCUCGAGUACAUGUUGCGCACACACACAUCCGCCGUGCAGAUUCGACAACUCGAAAAACGCAAACCACCCCUACGCAUUGUGGCACCGGGACGGGUCUACCGAAAAGACGACAUUGAUGCCACCCAUUCGCUCAUGUUUCAUCAGGUCGAAAUACUCGCACUCGAAAAGCGAGGAGAACUCGAUUUGGGACAUCUCAAAGGAACGGUAGAACACUUUUUGAAAGGCAUGUUUGGACCCAACAUUCAAGUACGAUUCCGAGGAUCCUUCUUCCCCUUUACCGAACCCAGUAUGGAAGUCGACGUCUUUUUUCGAGGAAGAUGGCUCGAAGUGCUGGGAUGUGGCAUGGUCGAUCCACGAGUAUUGGAAAUGGCGGGCAUUGACCCGGAAGUGUACAGCGGGUUUGCGGCGGGUUUUGGACUCGAACGAUUUGCCAUGGUGAUGCAUCAAAUCACAGACUUGAGAGAAUUCACAAAGAAUGAUGUGCGCUUUGUCAAACAAUUCCCGCAUUUCUACGAUGAUGGUCUCGAAGCGUUCUUGGAGGGCAAGGUGGACAAUACGCCAGUAGUGGAUCCUCGAGGUGAGACGGUCCCACAACCAUUUGUCGACAGUUUGGAAGAGCUCAAAGAAAGAGGGGAUGUAAAUGAAGCGCCAGCGGCUGAAGAAACACCAAAAAGGAAGAAGAAAGCACCUGCACCAGCGGCAGAAAUUGAUGUUUCCAAAUUGGAUAUUCGUGUAGGUAUCAUCCAAAAGGCAUGGGAACACCCCGAAGCAGACAAACUGUUCUGCGAGGAGAUUGAUUUGGGUGAAGAAGGAGGACCACGUCAAAUCGCAUCUGGCCUCAAGGCUCAUUACAACGUGGAAGAUCUAGAAGGACGCAAAGUCCUCGUAUUAGCCAAUCUCAAAGCUCGAAAGCUUGUCGGGUUCCCCAGUCACGGAAUGGUGUUGUGCGCUGUCAAUGAUGAUGGAAAGGUUGUCUUUGUUGAUCCUCCUGAAGGAGCCGAGGUGGGAGAGAGAGUCAUGGUGGCAGGCUUUGAUGGCGAACCUGCCACGGAGAAUCAGGUCAUCAAGAAGAAGAUGCUCGAUGCCAUCUUUCCAGACUUAAAAACCAAUGAUGAGGGUGUUGCUACUUAUCGUGGCACUCCCAUCACUACCAGUGCCGGACCUUGUAAGUCAGAGCUGUCGAAUGCCAGUAUAUCCUAA
Messenger RNA from Seminavis robusta, 1749 nucleotides. Lineage: Eukaryota; Bacillariophyta; Bacillariophyceae; Naviculales; Naviculaceae. The record is from the annotation of a GenBank genome assembly.